GAGCAUCAAGAAAUAAAAAUGAUAAAUGUGUCUUCCUAUUAUACAUUGAAGCAAACUCCAUCAGUAAUACAAAAGGCCAGAAAAUCAAGAAUUAUGAACAUGGAUUAAACCAGCAAGGAUGCAUGGAGUUUUCUCUUAAAGAUCUUUAUGCAGUCCAAGAAAUCCAAGCUGAAGAGAAUCUGUUCAAGCUUAUUGUCAGCUCUCUUUGUCCUACUAUUUAUGGUCAUGAGGUGGUAAAAGCUGGUUUAGUGUUGGCAUUAUUUGGAGGAUGCCAAAAAUAUAUGGAUGAUAAAAACAGGAUUCCUAUUCGAGGGGACCCACAUCUUCUCAUGGUUGGAGAUCCAGGACUGGGAAAAAGUCAGAUGUUGCAGGCUGUGUGCAAUAUUGCACCUCGGGGAGUAUAUGUCUGUGGCAAUGCCACUACUACAUCUGGCCUGACUGUAACUCUGUCUCGAGACAGUUCCUCUGGAGAUUUUGCACUGGAAGCGGGUGCUCUUGUACUUGGAGAUCAAGGUACUCGUUCCAGGAGAAAACUGUGACCCAAUUCCACAUCAGUUGUUAAAGAAAUAUGUUGGCUAUGCAAGGCAAUACGUUCAUCCCAAGCUAUCUCUAGAAGCUGCUCAGAUACUCCAGAAAUUCUAUCUUGAGCUCAGACAACAAAGUCAAAGAGCAGAUAGUACACCCAUCACAACACGACAGCUAGAAUCAUUGAUCCGCCUAACUGAGGCACGAUCCAGAUUAGAGUUAAGAGAAAAGGCUACCAAAGAAGAUGCUGAGGAUGUUGUUGAAAUAAUGAAAUACAGUAUGUUAGGAACUUACUCUGAUGAGUUUGGGAAAUUGGAUUUUGAGCGUUCUCAGCAUGGUUCUGGAAUGAGCAAAAGGUCCCAAGCAAAGAAAUUUAUUUCUGCCCUCCAUCGUGUUGCAGAAAGAACUUAUAACAACAUUUUUGAGCUUCAUCAACUCCGGCAGGUUGCUAAUGAAUUUAAUAUGAAAAUACCUGACUUUGAAAACUUCAUUGCAUCUUUAAAUGAUCAGGGUUAUUUCUUGAAGAAAGGUCCGAGAUUAUAUCAGCUUCAGACAAUGUGAAGUAGUUCAAUACCUAAAGAGAACCGUUUACUAAGAAGAAAAAGAAAGGAACAUAGAGGAUUGCAACUCAUUCCUGUUUCUUAUUCAGCUGAAUUCUUGCCUGCUAAUACCGGUAUGAGUGUUUGUAGAAUUCAUGCAUUGGUUAAAACAAUCUGAAACAAGAUUAAUGUAAAUGUAGUAAGGGCAGAAGAAACUGACUUCCCUGCUCUUCUUGACAUUCUUGAAAAAGGUUCUGUAAGAAUCUGAUAACUCAGGUGAUAUGUGUUGUGAUGCAAAGGAUAUGGGAAAUAUCUCAAAUACUGGAUGAAGAAAGUGAAGGGGCUUUAUUUAUCUAUGUAUUGACAUAAAACAAUCCAUUUACUAAUUAUAAUACUUUUGAAAGCUAUAUACAGUAAUGUUUCAAACCACUCUUGUUAACAUUUUGCCUGAUUUGAGUCAUUUUGUUAACCCUAUUAUUUAUUGAUUUAUGAAUAUGGUGCAUAUUUUAAAGUCAAAGUACACUUGCAUUUAUUUAGUCUUCUGUGAAUGAGCAAAGUUCAUGUUCUAAAUAUUAUACCAUUAAAAGAAUACAUUGUUGGAUUAUUUAAAACACUUAGUUUGGUAAUCCUUAAUUUGACAAUAAGUUGAGUACAGAUCAGUAUAUAUAACAAUCACCAAUGAACAAAAAUGGAAGGUUUUCUAUGUGGAGAAUCUUAAAUUUAUUAUCUUAGUGGAAUGAAAGAGAAAGCAUGCAUCUCACAUUGGGCAAUGCAAUAGCUGGACACGGUAUGGACUAAUUUCUAGUGCUUUUUUCCCCAUUGAAAAAUAAGUAUGACAUUAUCUGUCACUUGUGUAAUAUAUGUAUGUUUUUGAAAUUACAGUAUCAGUUGAUUUCAUUUAUUUAUUUAUUUUUAUUUAGCAAUUUUCUACAUUGCCAAUCUCAUCAACUCCCGGCAGUUUGCAAACAUGCUAUAAAAAUGACCAAAAGGCACAUUUACAAACAAUUAAAAAACAAGGUUAAA
Messenger RNA from Thamnophis sirtalis, 2087 nucleotides. The record is from RefSeq and is a predicted model, not a curated record. Lineage: Eukaryota; Metazoa; Chordata; Lepidosauria; Squamata; Natricidae.